AAACCGCCCCGGCCUCUCCCUAUCACGGCCGCGUCCUGCACAGAGAGCUUCAGAGGGCACAGUGAGGAGCCAAGGAGGGAGAUGGCUUCCAGCUCACCGUCUCCUCGUCCUUCGCCGCGCCUCCUCCCCCUCCUCGCCGUGGCGGCCAUCCUGCUGCUGCUAGGCCCCGGCGGAGGCGUUGAGGCCAGGCAGCCGCCGCCGCUCCACGGCGUGCGGCCCAUGGCCUUCGAGGAGGGCUACACCCAGAUCUUCGGCAGCGCCAACCUCGCCCUCCGCGGCGAGGGCCGGCGCGUCCACCUCUCCCUCGACGAGGCCACCGGCGCCGGCUUCGCCUCCCAGGACCUCUUCCUCCACGGCUUCUUCAGCGCCGCCGUCAAGCUCCCCGCCGACUACGCCGCCGGCGUUGUCGUCGCCUUCUACCUGACGAACGGCGACAGGUACGAGAAGACCCACGACGAGCUGGACUUCGAGUUCCUGGGCAACGUGCGCGGCCGCGAGUGGCGGGUGCAGACCAACGUCUACGGCAACGGCAGCACCGGCGCCGGCAGGGAGGAGCGCUACGACCUCCCAUUCGACCCCACCGACGACUUCCACCACUACUCCAUCCUCUGGACCAAGCACCGCAUCAUAUUCUACGUGGACGAGACGCCGAUCAGGGAGGUGGCGCGGACGGAGGCCAUGGGCGCGGCGUUCCCCUCCAAGCCCAUGUCCCUCUACGCCACCAUCUGGGACGGCUCCGCCUGGGCCACCCUCGGCGGCCGCUACCGGGUCGACUACAAGUACGCGCCCUUCGUCGCCCAGUUCGGCGACCUCGUCAUGCAGGGCUGCCCCGUCAGCAACAACAACCCCGCGGCGGCGGCGCCGGCGUCGUGCGGCACGCCAUGGUACGAGGCCGCCGCGUCCCUGUCCGGCGAGCAGCGCAGGGCGAUGGCGGCGUUCCGGCGCGGCCACAUGUCCUACUCCUACUGCCACGACCGGCGCCGGUACCCGGUCGCCCUGUCCGAGUGCGACGCCGCGCGGCUCCGUCGCCUCUUCGGCCCGGACGGGAUGAGGUUCGGCCGCCGUGGAGCGCGCGGCCGCCGCUCCGACGUUGCCAUGUGAUCCCGCGCGGCCGGCGCGCCCCGCCCAUCCGUCGCGCCACAGCAUGGCAUUGGCACGGGCGUUCCGGCAGUGGGAGUUCCAGGCUGUAUAGAGAAGGCUUGGUGGGGCGGCGUCCUUGCUUGCUAGGGUGACUGACUGUGCCGCGCGCGGUGGAGCGAGACCGGUCGGAAUUUAUGCCCCCCGUUGUUCGUCACGAAGGUUUCCCGCGGCUCACGCGCGCGUUGUACUCCCGCCCUGCCCUGCCCCAUCCGCCAUGGAUCCGGGGCGGGCGAGUAGCUUAGCGUUUAUUGCCUCCUCUGGACCAUGCAUUGAUCCGUGCCAUUGAUGAUCGACUCAACAACGUUAAUUCCGAGCUGGUUAGGAAGAAGCAUUUGCUCC
Lolium perenne is the source of this 1479-nucleotide messenger RNA. Its product is annotated as probable xyloglucan endotransglucosylase/hydrolase protein 28. Lineage: Eukaryota; Viridiplantae; Streptophyta; Magnoliopsida; Poales; Poaceae. Gene Ontology annotation, cellular component: cell wall; apoplast. The record is from RefSeq and is a predicted model, not a curated record. Gene Ontology annotation, molecular function: hydrolase activity, hydrolyzing O-glycosyl compounds; xyloglucan:xyloglucosyl transferase activity. Gene Ontology annotation, biological process: cell wall biogenesis; xyloglucan metabolic process.